CAGCUCGCUGGCGGAGUCGGAGUCUUGACCCGAACCGAAACGGUGACGGUGCAGCUGACUCGAAGCUCCGUAGCUUGGGUGAACGUCGAAUUCCUCGUAUAAAUUCAGUCAAUUCAUAGUCUGUCACCUUCAGAACUCGUUCUCUUUGAAUCGAGAAAGAGAGAGAGAUAUAUAUCUCCGUUUUCCUGAACAAGACGGAAUAGCAGAUUCUCUGUAUUGGCAGAGAUACAAUCCCACUGGGUAUCGGAAAUUUUGAUUCACAAGAAUGGCUCAGCCCAAUGGAGAUCACAACGCUGCAGCUAAGCCACCACCAACUCCAUCUCCCUUGAGAUUCUCCAAGUUCUUUCAGUCCAACAUGAGGAUUUUGGUCACUGGAGGAGCCGGGUUCAUUGGCUCCCACCUUGUUGACAAGUUGAUGGAGAACGAAAAGAAUGAGGUGAUUGUUGCUGACAAUUACUUCACUGGCUCAAAGGACAACCUUAAGAAGUGGAUUGGUCAUCCGAGAUUCGAGCUCAUCCGUCAUGAUGUGACUGAACCUUUGCUGGUUGAAGUUGAUCAAAUUUACCACCUUGCCUGCCCAGCUUCUCCAAUAUUCUACAAGUACAACCCUGUGAAGACCAUUAAGACAAAUGUGAUUGGUACAUUGAACAUGUUGGGGCUUGCCAAGAGAGUUGGAGCUAGGAUUCUGUUGACCUCAACUUCUGAGGUUUAUGGCGACCCCCUUAUUCAUCCUCAGGAGGAGAGCUACUGGGGAAAUGUCAACCCCAUUGGAGUCAGGAGUUGCUACGAUGAGGGAAAGCGAGUGGCAGAAACUUUGAUGUUCGACUAUCACAGGCAGCACGGCAUUGAGAUCAGAAUUGCCAGAAUUUUCAACACUUAUGGACCUCGUAUGAACAUUGAUGAUGGUCGUGUUGUCAGCAACUUCAUUGCUCAAGCUCUUCGCAACGAGCCUUUGACUGUUCAAGCACCCGGAACACAAACUCGAAGCUUUUGUUAUGUCUCCGACAUGGUUGAUGGUCUUAUGAAGCUAAUGAACGGAGAAAACACUGGGCCAAUUAACAUUGGAAAUCCUGGCGAAUUCACCAUGAUUGAGCUUGCUGAGAAUGUCAAGGAGGUUAGUUCAAUCAAGUCCUUUUACCAGUCCUGUUCUCCAAACAGUUUUAACCGGUUUGUAUUCAUCAAUUCACUCAUAUCCCUUGUCGUGCAGCUCAUCAAUCCUAAGGUGGAGAUAAAAAUGGUGGAGAACACGCCAGACGAUCCUCGCCAGAGAAAGCCGAACAUCACAAAGGCCAGGGAAUUGCUGAAAUGGGAACCCAAGAUCAAGCUGAAGGACGGGCUUCCACUAAUGGAGGAAGAUUUCAGGCUGAGACUUGGUGUCCCCAGAAACAACUGAUCGAAAUAACAAACAAAAACAAGGCUUAGACCUGCUGCUGCGAUUGAUUGAGUUUCGUGUUCCUCUUCUUCUUUCUUUCCAGUAUAGUACAUUCACAAUCAUUUGUUCAAAGCUAUAGUAGUUCAUACCGGACUGCAGAUGUCUUUUUACUGCUCUUGUUUGAUCUCCUUAAGGUCAUAUCAUAAGUUGAUCAUAAAUCGAAAAUUACAAGUUCCCGUUUGCC
Messenger RNA from Linum tenue, 1616 nucleotides. NCBI's taxonomy places the organism in Eukaryota, Viridiplantae, Streptophyta, Magnoliopsida, Malpighiales, Linaceae. The record is from the annotation of a GenBank genome assembly.